This is a messenger RNA of Pundamilia nyererei, 583 nucleotides long. Its product is annotated as pancreatic secretory granule membrane major glycoprotein GP2-like. The transcript is spliced from 3 exons. NCBI's taxonomy places the organism in Eukaryota, Metazoa, Chordata, Actinopteri, Cichliformes, Cichlidae. Bases 77 to 583 code for a protein of 168 amino acids. The record is from RefSeq and is a predicted model, not a curated record.
AGGCAGAACUACAUUGCUGAGAGAAUAUAGAAGUUUCUGGUUUGCAAGUGAAGACGGAAAAGAGGGAGCAUUAAAUAUGAAAGUCGGUCACACUUUGAGCUGCUUCAUCUUCGUCAGCCUGCAUGGAACCAUUGGCCUCGCCAACGCAGAAAGUUCCAUCCAUACAGGGAUGGACUGCAGUAAUUCCCAGUGUGUUGACCCCUGUCAUAACUACACUGUACUGAAUGAUGACUGGCGUUCAACGAAUAACACAGAUAUUCAGGUCCUACACUGUGAUAAAAACAUUGACUGGCAAGGUUGGUAUCGCCUGUUUCUGGGGGAAUCUGGUGCUCAUAUUCCAGAGAGGUGUCUAGACCCCAACAGGUGUGGAACUCAUGCUCCACUGUGGAUAACACAACCUCAUCCCACACAGUCGGGUGAAAUUCUAACUCGCACUGUGUGCAGUUCUUGGGAAGGCAACUGCUGCAAAUUUGAGUCACACAUCAUCCAUGUCAAACACUGCUAUGGAAACUACUAUGUUUACAAACUUGUGAAGCCAGUCACAUGCCAGCUUGCAUACUGUGCAGGUAUUGUUCUGCUUUAA